Molecule: messenger RNA, 3363 nt
Organism: Trichobilharzia regenti
Lineage: Eukaryota; Metazoa; Platyhelminthes; Trematoda; Strigeidida; Schistosomatidae
Source: the annotation of a GenBank genome assembly
AUGUUCAGCAAUUUUAGGCGAAAACUAACUAAUCCCCGAACGAAGGUAAACUCACCAACAAGUCUUUUUCCGACAAGUGGUGACGACACUGUCGUCAGGGAAAGCAGCGAAGUAUUCGCAAAACAAGCUGCCAAAUCCACAGAAUCCUCAACACUACAAAAUGUUUUCAUCACUGAGCCUGACUUUACCACAACCUCUGUGAUUUUAAAUUCAUCUGACAGUAACGAACAUAAACCAUCGCAAAAUUGUACGAUGAAUGGAUAUGGCGCUAAUGAUAAUAAUAAUAAUAAUAAAUGUGAUGAAAAUAGUGACAUUAAAUCGACAACACCAGUUCAUAGUCAAUCUGAAAAUAAUUCAUUCAAUGAAAACAACUGGAAGACAAUCAAUGAUCCAUCUCUUGCAAAUACUACAAAUAAUUCAGAUUGUCAAAGGAACAGAGCGAAGUCUGUUGAGCAUAAAUCUGAAGAGAAUCCAACAACAACAAAAGCAGCACCAGCACUAGUGACGACAACAACCCUAACACCGGGUAAAUGUCAGUUACACAAAGCUUCAAUUGUUGCCUCAUCACCGCUGUCUGACUCUAAUAAUUGUUGCUGUUCAACUGGUGAAAAUCCUAAUCAUCUUAAUAACCGUGCUAUUGACAGUAAUGGUAAAGGUUCGUCAACUGCUCACUUAUCAUCUGUGUCAUCUUCUACAAAAUAUUCUAAAAUAGAAGAUAAUCGAAAGUUGGAAUUAACUGAUAACCAUGAGAAACUAGAGACACAACAACACAAACAUAAUAUCAGUCAAUUAUCUAGUCCAAAUAAGCAAUCAACUUAUCCUAAAAUCUUAUCACCUAGUAAUAACUUACUUACUAAUAGUGACAAUAAUUCUUGUUGUUGUAAUGAUGUUUGUGAAAAAAUGAAUGGUCAAUUGGAUAGAAUGUGCACUUUAAACUGUAAUAGUAAUUCAUUAAAAUUAACUGAAUCGCCUAUUUAUGAUAACUGUAUACCGGAUAUUAUUAGCUCAACAAAUCAUCAUCCAGCUAAGGAAAGUGUUAGUAGCUGUAAACAGCGAAACAAUGGAUAUUUGUUAUUAUUCAAUAAUAACAAUAACAACAGUAAUACCAUACUGACAAACAGUCAUAAUAAUCAAUCACCAUCAAAUACUGGUGCAUCCCGUACACCACGUAGUCCAGGUGUAACAAAUAUUGGUAGUAAUACAACCUGGAAUUCUGUAGAUGGUUUCAAUUCCUCGCGUAUUGUUGUCGGUACUACUAUACAAGAAGAAGAAACGGAAAAUGAUGAAGUUGUACCUACACAACAAGUUAAUUCUUCGGCUACCGAUCGAAAUGCUAAACAGAAUCCUUCGAUCGAAUCUGAUGGUAAUAACGGUAAUCAAACAAAAAAUGCAUCAAAUUUAUCAAUUCACUUAGGUCCAAGUCUUGCAGCGGCUGUUGUACAGGCAUCCGAUGAAACAGGUACAGCAACAGCUGAUUUAGUCGCAGGCUUAGCUGAAGUUCGUCGACGACCAGUUGAUGCUAGAAAUAGGCUUCGUCGUCUUGGAUUAAUGCAGACUGCAGAUAAUGGUGACAGUGUAUAUGAAGAUAUAUCAAUUAAUGGUAAAAUUGGGAAUAACGUGUCAAAUAGAUUAUCUCUUCCUGCAAGUAUUAAUCUCCCACCACAUUUAUGGCGUCGAGCUACACAAUUUUUAGAGGAACCAAUGUCUAGGCGUGAACGUCGGUGUUCGUUGUCUGAAAUCGGUUUUGGAAAACUUGAAUCCUACGCAAAACUGGAUUUAUUAGGUCAAGGUACAUAUGCAACCGUGUACAAGGGUAAAAGUCUUCUAACAGAAACGCUUGUGGCUUUAAAAGAAAUACGUCUUGAACACGAUGAAGGUGCUCCAUGCACAGCUAUACGUGAAGUCAGCCUACUACGUAAUUUACGUCAUGCAAAUAUAGUCACUUUACAUGAUAUUAUACAUACAGAGAAGUCAUUAACCCUUGUCUUUGAAUAUGUGGAACGUGAUUUAAAACAAUACUUACAUGAUUGUCAUGGAAUUAUGCAUCCGGAUAAUGUUCAGUUGUUUUUAUAUCAACUACUACGUGGUUUAGCCUAUUGUCAUGAGCGGCGUAUACUUCAUCGUGAUUUGAAACCCCAAAAUUUAUUGAUCAAUAGUAGAGGGGAUUUAAAACUUGCAGACUUCGGUUUAGCCCGUGCUAAAUCAAUACCAAUUAAAACUUAUUCUAAUGAAGUUGUUACACUAUGGUAUAGACCGCCAGAUAUAUUGUUAGGAUCAACCGAAUAUUCAACACAUAUUGAUAUGUGGGGUGUUGGUUGUAUAUUCUAUGAAAUGGCUACUGGAUGGCCACUUUUCCCUGGAUCUACUGUAGGCGAACAAUUAACAUUAAUUUUUAAACGAUUAGGCACUCCAAAUGAAAGUAAUUGGCCAGGUGUUACAACUCAUCCGGAUUAUAGUAAAGCACUAAAAUAUGGUCCAUAUCCUGGUGAACCAGGCGGUCUUCACCAUUUAACUUUACGCUUAUCUCGUCGUGCUCAUCGACUAAUGGAAGAAUUGUUGAUAUUUCCUGGGAACCAAAGAAUCUCAGCUGCUAAUGCAUUGAAACAUGAAUACUUUUUUGAAUCAUCCCGGUUUCCAUUUCCAACAUUUAGUAAUCUACCACCAGCUUCAAGCAUAUUUGAUGUUCCUGGGGUAAGAUUAGCAUGUGAUCCUGGACGAAGUGCUAGCCUACCCACAAGUCGACUGAAUGGAUCAAAUUAUUUCCCCACCAAUGGACAUAAUGGUGAUGUUAAUUCAAGGAUUAAUAGUUCUCAAGUAAAACUUAGUCAACCACAAACAGAAAUGAAUAAUUUCGUUAUGUAUCGAGGUAAUCAAGAGCACCUUAAUCAAAUACCAUUGUUAAAUUGUACUAAUGGUAAAGUUCCUCAACUUCAGAGUUAUAAUACUGCUGCUAACAAUAACAUUAUCAAUAAUAAUAGUAAUAAUAACCAUUUCUACCCCAAAUAUCAUCAUGCUAUCGGUAAUGUUCCCCCGCCAUUACCGCCCCAUCAAUCAACAUCUAAUUCAGUGUAUGGCAUACAGGCAUAUUUCCACCAGCCAACUGUUGGUCUGCUACACGCAGAUAGUGGAUCUCGUCGACCACUGUCAACAGCAUUCGAAUCGAGUUAUACUCUUACAAAUUCUAAACCGAUUGUUAACGCAAUUAAUAUUAUCAGUCCAACAAAAUCAAUGUCUGGACAUUGUCAAAUGAAACCGACAACUAUUAGCUAUAAGCCUCAAGCAGUUAAUCGUUCUAGCUGGUUAAAUAUUGGACGACAAUCUUCGGGACGGUUUGAAGAUCGUCGGAGAAGCCUUUUCUCAUAG